Molecule: messenger RNA, 6050 nt
Organism: Ahaetulla prasina
Lineage: Eukaryota; Metazoa; Chordata; Lepidosauria; Squamata; Colubridae
Gene: TMPRSS6
Product: transmembrane serine protease 6
Exons: 17
Coding region: 1-2376 (791 amino acids)
Biological process (GO): proteolysis
Molecular function (GO): protein binding; serine-type endopeptidase activity
Source: RefSeq, a predicted model, not a curated record
AUGACUGAGGGAGAAGAACAGGAGGAGGAUCCAGUGGAAUUACCACCACAAAACAGACAGAAGAAUAAAGUGAUUAUCUACCAAUGCUGCAUCCCAGUUUUGAUAGUCUUGGUGCUGUUGGGUGGAGUUGGAGCAAUAACUUGGUAUUUCUUAGACUAUAGACCGCAGUAUCUGGAUUCUACUCAUCUGCAUUUCUACUCUGGCAGCUUGAGGAUUAUCAAUCGGCAGUAUUCCCAGGAUCAUGGCAGAAUGGAAUCCAGAGCUUUCUGGGCAGAGAAAUCAAAGAUACAGAAGAUGUUAAAAGACCUAAUUCAUGCCACUAACCUGGCCUCUUUCUACAACUCCAGUGCUGUCUAUGCCUUUGGAGAAGGGUCUUUGACAUGCUUCUUCUGGCUCGCCCUUCAAGUCCCAAAAGAUCGGCAUGUGGAGGUGACCGUGAAAGAAGUAAAAGACACACUCUAUAAUGAACUUCUUAUCAGCUUCAACAGAACAGGUUACCUGUCUUAUCAGAAUGAAUACAAAAUUGAUCCAGAAUCUUUAAUUUUAUUAGAAUCCAGUCUCAAAGACAUAAUAGUGCUGAAAUCCACCUUGGGCUGCUAUAGGUACAGCUACAUCAGAGAAGAUGUGGUUCUAAAACUGAAGGGUCCAGACUAUUUAGCCUCCAGCUGCCUUUGGCAUCUCCAUGGCCCCAAAGAUCACAUGCUCAAGCUUCACCUGGAAUGGACUCUCUCAGAAUGCAGGGACCGGUUGGCAAUGUAUGAUGCAGCUGGACCAUUGGAGAAACAGCUCAUCACUUCACUAUAUGGGUGUAGCCGGCAGGAACCUGUGGUUGAAGUUCUAUCUUCUGGCCCAGUCAUGUCUAUUGUAUGGAAGAAGGGGAUGUACAGCUACUAUGAUCCUUUCAUACUCUCUGCUCAGGCUGUGCCCUUUGAAGCCUGCCACAUGAAUCUAACACUGCAAGAAAGCUGGGGACGGCAAGGGAACAUCAAGACUCCUUACUACCCAAGUUACUAUGCACCAAAUACACAAUGCACUUGGCACAUGAUGGUCCCAUCUCUGGAAUAUGGAGUUGUUCUUUGGUUUGAUGCUUACACUCUCAGGAGGCAGAAGUACGACCUUCCAUGUACUCAAGGCCAAUGGACCAUCCAGAACAGAAAAUUCUGUGGUCUGCGGAUUUUGCAAGCCUAUGCUGAAAGAAUCCCUGUGAUGUCUAGAGCUGGAGUCACCAUCAACUUUACUUCUCAGAUCUCCCUAACAGGGCCUGGAGUGUGGGCUGCUUACAGUCUAUAUAAUCAGUCAGACCCAUGCCCCAGAGAAUUCCUUUGCCUUGUUAAUGGUUUAUGUGUGCCAGCUUGUGAUGGAAUUGAAGACUGCCCCAAUGGACUAGAUGAGAGAAACUGUGUCUGCCCUGCAAAAUUUCAGUGUCAGGAAGACAGCAUGUGCAUUGAGUUCUCCAAGCUGUGUGAUAAACAUCUAGAUUGCAUCAAUGGGAGUGACGAGGAACAAUGCAAUGAAGGAAUCCCUUGUGGACUUUACACUUACCAAUGUGCUGAUGGGAACUGUGUGAAGAAGCCCAACCCUCAAUGUGACUCAGUCCCUGAUUGCAAGGAUCAAUCGGAUGAAAUGCAUUGUGACUGUGGAGUGCAGGAGGCAGGAACACACAGAAUUGUCGGUGGGGCUCAUUCUGUGGAAGGGGAGUGGCCUUGGCAAGCGAGUUUGCAAGUGCGUGGGCACCACCUUUGUGGCGGAACGUUGAUUGCAGAUCGCUGGGUGAUCACUGCAGCUCACUGUUUCCAGGAAGACAGUCAUGUUUCCCCCACAGUCUGGACCGUAUACCUGGGCAAGAACUUUCUGAAUGUCAGUAGUCACAAUGAGGUUUCCUUCAAAGUGAACCGCAUCCUGCAGCAUCCCUACUAUGAAGAAGACAGCCAUGACUAUGACCUGGCUCUGUUGCAGCUUGACCAUCCAGUCAUCUAUUCAGCUUUCAUCCAGCCGGUCUGCUUGCCUGCCAGCUCCCAUCUCUUUGAGCCUGGCCUCUUGUGUUGGGUCACAGGCUGGGGUGCAGUCAAGGAAGGAGGUCCUACAAGCAAGAUUUUGCAAAAAGUGGAUGUGCAAUUAGUUCAGCAAGACAUUUGCAGUGAAGCUUAUCACUAUCAGGUCUCUCCCAGGAUGCUUUGUGCUGGCUACCAUGAGGGCAAAAAGGACUCCUGUCAGGGAGAUUCUGGAGGACCUCUUGUUUGCCAGGAAGUCAGUGGCAAAUGGUUUCUAGCUGGUGUGGUGAGCUGGGGAAUGGGUUGUGCACGUCCCAAUAACUAUGGAGUAUAUACCAGAAUUACUAGUGUAAAGGAAUGGAUGAAACAAACUAUGUCAAACUGAGCAUCGUUCUAAAUCCCUCCUUUUGUUACAAGGAAACACUAUCAAGGAGACACCUUUAGUCCUUGUCCCACUGUUUCAAAUAGCUAAAACUGUGGAGACAUCCCAUCUUACACCUGGCUCCUGUUGCACCUGAUAGUCAAGUACUGGUCUUUAAGGAUGUUUUAGUGUGUGGAGAAGCCUAAGAAAGCCAUUGAAGAAAGAUUGUUCAAAAUAAAUUUAACAUUUGAGAUGCUUCUCCAAUGAAACAAUAGAGAGGGAUGGUGUCCUCCUUCAAAAGGUAUUGACUGUAAACUGAUCCUUAGAUUAGUUUGGACGGAAAAUCCAAGUAAUUAGGAAAGUUGAUUCUCUUCAAUGUUAAAAGUGGAAGUAGAAAUUGGAUGUCCAUCCAGUUUUUCUUGUAUUAUUUAAAAACCAAUUCCCAAAUGGUAGUGACCAAAACACUGAGAAAUGGGAGGAGCUGUUUGUGGAAUGUUAAGGGAAGAACAUCAAGUGAAUUUUGUAUUAUUACUUACAUGAGUCGUGCCUUAUCUACGUGUUGAUUAUUUGAAAAAAAUUGUGCAUGGAUUUUCCUACUGCUAAGAUUACUGAAAUUUUCAAUGGACGUAUCUGGAAAAAAACCCUCAAUGAGCAGAAUACAAAUGUAUUUCAAGGUGAUAUCCUUAUCCAACAGUAGUCACCCACCUACUGCAGCUUCACCCCAAACUACGGUGUGGAUGAGGUAGGAGGAGUCUGAAUUUAAGACUGGCAAUAAAAAUCCUUAAAAUGCCAAAUCAGAAAACAGAUUGUUGUCCCAUUUGUUUGCAUAAUAGCCCUGCGUGAACAAAAUGGCAGAUUUAGUGAUCUCUUUCCUUGGCUAACUGAUCCACCAUCAUGUCCUGACAGUGCAUGAUAUCUGACAGCCAUUUCCUUUAGUUCUCCAGGAAGCAAGUGAGCAGCCAGAUCAAAACAACCUGCUUCCACUUUAAGGCAUCCAAGUAGAUUGACUCCCUUUGCAAAAUUAAGAUUCUCUGCCUUGCAUGAGAUCAUUUUAUCGAUCUGGACUAAAGAGCAGAGCUGUUUUGCAGUCAAAAUGUUUACUGCAAAUUUAAAUAAGAUUUCAGGCACCUUACAUCAUUUGACAGCAAAAGAGAAAUUCUGUCAAUAAAUGCAAGGGAUAUUGUAACUGAAUAAUCUCAGCUUAUGUUCAGAGCUAUAGCUUUGUACAGAAAUUAUAAUGAAACUACUCUGAAAAUGAUAUAAACAUGCUUCAGAGGUUUCCAAUACUGGUGUGCCUCUUGCCAACAAGAGGAUGUUUGUUGCACAACAUACAUUUAACUUGUUUACUUGCACAAUUAUGGUAUAUUUGUCAUUGGAAAAAACUGUUAAGCUUUUAUUUUAACAUACCAUCAACUUGGACAUACCCCUUACAAUGAUAUUAUGACUUUAAAUGUAGCAGGAUUGUGGCAGGCUAGCAUUAUAUGGAUUGAAGCUACUUGGACUCACUCUGAAGUAGAAUUACCACCACCUCCUGAAAAAUAGAAGAGCUGGUAAACACAAUAGGACCUUAUUAAAUUGGUAACUUACUUGUUCUAGAAGUAUCAUCCUAGGACCUUGAUGGCGAACCUAUGGCACUGGUGCCAGAGAUAGAAUGCAGGGCCUACCCUCUGGGCACGCGGGCUGUCGCCAGCUGAUCUUCUGGUUUCCAGCCCACGCACAUGCUGGCCAGGUGGUCUUUGGGUUUCUGGUGCUCUGGCAUGCGCAACAUGUGUGCACAUUCCGGUUUGGCCACUCAGUGCCAAAAAGGUUCGCCAUCAAGGUCCUUCGAUGAUACUUCCCCAUGUUUUGUUUAAGACAGGGGUGUCAAACUCAAUUUCAUUGAGGGCCGCAUCAGGAUUGUGUUUGACUUUGUGGGGCCAGGGUGCGCAUGGCCAACUGGAUGUGUCAUGUUGGGGGUGCCUGUAGUGGUCCAAGUGCUCUGCCAGCGAAAAAAAACCUCCCGAGCUCCAUUUUGGCUGUUACGGCAUCCUGCAACCCUCUGCCAGUGAAAACGGAGCUCAUGAAGGUCGCACACAGCCCUCCCGACCUCCAUUUUCGCUGGCAGAGGUACUGCGGAUCGGUCGUUCACUGUUUCCAGGGCGGCCUUGUGGGUCAGAUCCAAGCAUCCCGUGGGCUAAAUCUGGCCCCCGGACCUUGAGUUUGACACUCCUCAUUUAAGCUGAUAAGCUGCUAGCAAUUGUCCCAUGCUUAUUCAUAAUCAAUGAAGAGGGGGGGGGGUCAACCUAUUCUCCAAAGCACCCUGAAGACAGAACAAGAAGGAAUGGAUGGAAACUAAUCAAGGAGAGAAGCAACCUAGAACUAAGAAGAAAUUUCCUGACAGUUAGAACAAUAAAUCAGUGGAACAACAAGAAAUUGUGGAUGUUCCAACACUGGAGGUUUUUUAGGAAGAGACUGGAGAACCACUUGUCAGAAAUGGUAUAGGGUGUCCUACUUGUGCAGGAGGUUGGACUAGAAGACCUCCAGGGUCCCUUCCAACUCUGCUGUUCUGUGAAUUGCAAACCAAUGAACUUGGUUUCAGAACUAAUUAAAAACACACUUCUUGUGAUAUGGGUGGUUAUAUAUAUUUGAUAGAUAAAUACCAUUAUGGUGCCACCAGAAGCCGCUCAUAGCAUUCUAAGCUAGUCCAAAUUGCUUUGGUACUGAAGGGGGCCAAAUCUUUUUAAGAACUUCUGCUUUCCACCAGAGGGCAGAAAGAAUACACAAACUCAAAACCAGUAACUAUUUUGUUAUUCUUCCAUGACAUAUAGCUGGUUCCUGAAGCUGUUACUUCAACCUGAUAAGACCAUCCAUGCCUGGUUUGAAUCAAUAGCCUUUUAGAGUGCAUUCUUUAAUACUGAAAGUGUUCCUAGUUCCUUCUUCAGUCACAAAAUUGAGUUCAUGUUUUCAAAGAAGCGAAUAGUUGCACAUAAAAGGCUGAAUUCAUACUUGGAACAUUUUUUUCUAAAUGGAAAUGCCUUUAAGAAACAACUUUUAAAUAUUUCAGAGAGGUUAAAACUGUGCGUGUUUUCCUAACGUUUUAAAUUCCAUAGUCCUUAAUAAAAUUAUGGCUGAGAUUGCAUACCAUACAAAGUCAUGGUUUCCUUAAAUGAAAUAUGGUUUAGUAAAUAUAUUCCAGAUAGUUAUUACCCUGUUUCCCCCAAAAUAAGACAUUCCCCUGAUAAUAAGCCCAAUCAGGCUUUUGAGCGUAUGAUAAUAAGGCCAAGCGCUUAUUUCAGGGUUCAAAAAAAUACAAGACAGGGUCUUAUUUUCGGGGAAACAUGGUAACUAUAUUUGCAAAACACAUUUCAUUUACUAUAUUUCCUGAACACAACCUAAGGUUUCUGCGCCAUAUGAAUGGACAGUUACAUUCAACGAAAAUAAAUUUCAUGAAUUCAUACUUUCUCUUGAAUAUAUGAAGCUGGAAAAAUAGAUCUCCUUGCUCUUUAUAGCACUGGAAAAUGAAAUGCUAAGAACUGAAAGCUGCAUCCUAAUCUGAGACCCCCUUAAUGUAAAAUAGCUUUCAAGAUCCACAACCUCAGGCCCAAUUAGCAGUAGUUCUUGCUGGAAAAAGGCCCAAACGGCACCAAGGAGAAGCAGGCCAAAUCUCCAUUUGCUUGGGUUUCAACCUUUUAGCUGUUCUUCUCCUCCUUCCUCUAGAA